AUGGCAACAAUUGAGCAGGGCAAUGGACUUGACUUGCGGAGCUGCACAGAUAAGCUGACAGAUAAUGGGAAAGGCAGCUCACAUGCAUCCGACCCAGAGGUAAACGGUGACCCCGGGGAGACUCAGGUGGAUAAGUACGGAUUCACAGGAGGAGCCCAGCAGCACACCGGAAAAUUUGCUGAAGAAAUCCCAAUUGAGGUGCUGAGGCAGCGGGAGGCAAAAUGGCUGGAGAUGCUCAACAGCUGGGACAAGUGGAUGGCCAAAAAACACAAGAAGGUGAAAGAGCGCUGUCAGAAGGGGAUCCCUCCAUCCCUGCGUGGCCGGGCCUGGCUCUACCUCACCGGGGGCAAAGUGAGAAGGGAGCAAAACCAGGGCAAAUUCCAGGAACUGGACAGUCAGUCAGGAGAUCCUAAAUGGAUAGAUAUUAUUGAGCGGGACCUCCAUCGACAGUUCCCCUUCCAUGAAAUGUUUGCAGCGAGGGGAGGUCAUGGGCAGCAAGACCUGCUCCGCGUGUUGAAGGCAUAUACUCUGCAUCGUCCGGAAGAGGGUUAUUGUCAGGCUCAGGCUCCCAUUGCUGCUGUACUCCUCAUGCAUAUGCCAGCAGAGGAUGCAUUCUGGGUUCUUGUCCAGAUCUGUGAGAAAUACCUUCCAGGAUACUACAGUACAGGGCUGGAGGCGAUCCAGCUGGACGGGGAGAUCCUGUAUGCUCUGCUGCGGCGGGUGUCUCCUGUGGCCCACCGUCACCUGAAGAAGCACAAGCUGGAGCCCAUCCUGUACAUGACCGAGUGGUACAUGUGCGCCUUCUCUCGGACUCUGCCGUGGGCCUCAGUGCUGCGUGUCUGGGACAUGUUCCUUUGUGAGGGAGUAAAGAUCCUCUUUCGAGUGGGCCUGGUUCUCCUGAAAUGCAUGUUGGGAUCCCAAGAGAAACUGAAGGCCUGUCAAGGUCUCUAUGAAACAAUGGAGCUGCUCCGAGCUAUACAGCCACAGUACAUGCAAGAAGUCUUCCUGGUGCACGAGAUUAUUGAGUUAGUGGUGUCUGAGAAAGACAUUGAGAAGGAACACCAUGCUCAGCUGCGGCGCUGGAAGGAGACCCAUGGAGAUCUACACUGCAAGUCUCCUCCCAGGAUGCACGGCGCUAAGGCCAUCAUGACUGCCGAGCCGCCCAGUCGUCAGGACCUGAGACAGAGACCCACAAUUAUUGUGGAAUCUCCCUUGGCACCCAAGACAGUUGGGAAGAGAGAAGAGGACGCCAAAGAAAGUGGAAAGACUGAAGAAGAAAAACAGAAGAAAUCAAUCCCACUGCCACAGGAGACUGUUAUUCCUUACCGCCCUCCCACUGACCCCUCACCUCUCCUCAAACACUUGACUGUACAAGGGUCCAAAGAGAGUCUGAGCAGUGCAGACCAUGACACUUACCUGUAGCAGGGUAAGUAUCACCAGUUUACUAACAUAAAUCAUUCCAUACAGCCUUUGCUAACUUACUAACGCUCACAGUUUUCAGUCAAAGUUCUCGCAUGUCACAGUGACACGAGAAACCUUUCUUUGACUUAUUUUAUCUGUGGUAGUCAUGACUGUGACAGCUUUUUAUUAAAAUGGCUAUUUUUACAAUCAAGAAAAAAGUUAUCGUGUUUUCAAAGCUGGCAAAAAUGCCAUUGCUCAGACUGCUAAGCAGUCACUGUAAUGCUGAACACAUUUUCGCUGUCAUUUCAUUUAUACAGGUUUCUAUUUACUCUACUUUUAACUACGUUGUCAUUGAAAUUUAGAAUAAAAGUGUAUGGAACUCAGAAAUGUGUAAUUGUCAGGGAGCAACAACAGAUGGCGACUGUGUGUCCUGUGCACACGUGUUUGAGGUUUUAUCCUGUUGAUCUAUUAGCUUCAUAUGACUGAACAUGUAGAGAUAUACCCUCGCUAACUCACUGUUAACAGCUACUGCUGCUAUUUACCUCCUUGAAUUUUAAAUGUACCUCCUAGAUUCUUUCUUUUGUUAUAAAUGAAGUUGGAUUUUGUCUUGA
This is a messenger RNA of Perca fluviatilis (European perch), 2012 nucleotides long. RefSeq names its product TBC1 domain family, member 10Ab (gene tbc1d10ab). NCBI's taxonomy places the organism in Eukaryota, Metazoa, Chordata, Actinopteri, Perciformes, Percidae. The coding region runs from base 1 to 1422 and encodes 473 amino acids. The record is from RefSeq and is a predicted model, not a curated record. The transcript is spliced from 9 exons.